AAGUAUAUCAGAAAUGAACCGUGAUUUAAUACCAAUAGGCAAAACCUCUGAGACAUUUGAGGAUGACGACGAGGAUGACGAUGAUGAAGAUGAAGAAGAGGAAGAUAGUGAAGAGGAUUCAGAAGAUGAUGCUGAUGAUUUAGACGGAGAUGAAAUUAAUGAUUAUGAUCAAGACUCACCAGAAGAUGUUGAUAUGGAUUUAGUAACAGAUGGUGAAACAGACUCGCCUCCCUGGAUGAUAUGAGCAUAUGUCACCAUAAACGCUUGCUUUGUUAUGACGCUGAAUUCAUAUUUAAUAUGCAUUCCAAAAUAUAAACAGCAGUUAUUUGGAGACGGAUGGUAAAUGUGGGACACUGUAUCCGUGAUAUUGUAUAAUAUUUGGCAAACUGUAAUGUAUAGUCAAUUUGGGAUGAUUCGAUGGCCAAAUCUCAAGAGAACAGUGGAUUUUUUUCCCCACAAAGCACCUUAUACAAGUGACUGUCAUUGUUGGUAAUGUGGUGAAGUGACCUGUGAAACCUACGGCUGAUUUGUAUUUGAAUGUUGACACGUAACAAAGACAAUUAUGUAUAUAUGUCUGCAUAAAAUACUUAUUUAUGUUAAACACUUCAGCAAACAGGUAGAAGAUAACGUUAUGAAUGAUCUACUUUUUUUAGAUUCAUGUAGCAAAUUAAAAUAUGUUACUGUACCAUACACUUUAUAAUAAACAAUAGAUUUAUCAAA
Messenger RNA from Saccoglossus kowalevskii, 720 nucleotides. Its product is annotated as anaphase-promoting complex subunit 15-like. NCBI's taxonomy places the organism in Eukaryota, Metazoa, Hemichordata, Enteropneusta, Harrimaniidae. Gene Ontology annotation, biological process: regulation of mitotic cell cycle spindle assembly checkpoint. Gene Ontology annotation, cellular component: anaphase-promoting complex. The record is from RefSeq and is a predicted model, not a curated record.